This is a messenger RNA of Amborella trichopoda, 1661 nucleotides long. Its product is annotated as putative UDP-rhamnose:rhamnosyltransferase 1. Lineage: Eukaryota; Viridiplantae; Streptophyta; Magnoliopsida; Amborellales; Amborellaceae. Gene Ontology annotation, molecular function: UDP-glucosyltransferase activity. The record is from RefSeq and is a predicted model, not a curated record.
AUGUUUACCUCUUCUCCCUGUGAAAUAUUGUACAUUCCAAUUUCAUUUUUUUUACUCGUCAUCAGAGAAACUUUUCACUCACAUCAAACACAGUUACACAGAGACACACACACCUAUAUAUACUAGCUCUUUCUUGUCACCAGAGAUAAAUUUUUCAGUCACAUCAAAAACAGUUACACAGAGACACAGACCCACAUAUACUAGCUCUUUCUUUUGAUAAGGCGUAUGCGAUGAGAAAUGGAGCGGGAGAAUGUUCAUGUUGUGAUGGUACCCUGGUUGGCCUUUGGGCACAUGAUCCCUUUCUUUGAGCUAUCCAAAGCCUUAGCUCAAAAGGGCAUUACAGUCUCCUUCAUUUCCACUCCUAGGAACCUUCAAAGAUUGCCUCCAACUCCACCAGAAUUAGCACCCCAGAUAAAUUUAGUGGGGUUCCCCCUACCCUCAGUAGAAGGCCUCCCAAAAAAUGCAGAGGCCACCACAGACAUCCCUUUAAAGAAGGUGCCCUACCUCAAGAAAGCCUAUGAUGGCCUCCGAGCACCCUUUGAGGAGCUCGUUGCCAAGGUCUCUCCAGACUGGAUUGUAGUGGACUUCGCACCAUAUUGGGCAACUUCCAUUGCUUCCAAAUAUGGGGUCCCCUGUUGCUGGUUUAAUGCUGUCUCGACGGCUUUCACUGUCUUUCUUGGUCCUCCCCACUCUUUGAAAGGUCUCUGUAGAACGACGACUGUCGACGAAUUAAUGGUGGUACCCGAGUGGAUCACCUUCCCUUCAACUAUCGCUUUCAGGCGCCAUGAAGCUCAAGCUUUUCUUCAACAAGUCCUCACAAACCUUCACAAUGGAUCAGGUGUCUCUGACUGGUACCGUGUACAGUCCAUCCUAGAAGGUUGUAGAGUUGUGGCCUUUCGAACAGGUAAGGAGUUCGACGGAGACUAUAUCGAUCUUUUCGAGAAGCUCUAUGAAAAAUCUGUAUUCCCUCUAGGCUUUCUCCCCCCUUCACAAGCAGAGAGAGAAGGCAACGACAAUAGCUGGAUUGAUGAGAACAAGUGGUCCACAGCAUUUGAGUGGCUAGAUGCCCAGCCCCUCAGGUCAGUUGUGUUUGUUGGGUUUGGGAGUGAGUGUAGACUGAGUAUAGAACAAGUGCAUGAGAUAGCCUACGGUCUAGAGCUCUCUAAGCUGCCAUUUGUUUGGGCCCUUAGGAAGCCCUUCGAGACCCACGAUGGCUUAGAGAUCUUACCAAAAGGAUUCGAAGGUCGAACUGAGAGGCAAGGGAUCAUCUGCAUCGGUUGGGCUCCGCAACAGAGGAUCUUCGCCCACCCCUCAAUUGGGGGGUGCCUAUUUCACUCUGGGUGGGGGUCUAUCAUAGAGGCCCUAAGUCAUGGCCUUGCUUUGAUCCUUCUCCCUUUCAUUAUAGACCAAGGGAUCAAUGCUAGGCUCUUGGGAGAGAAGAAGCUGGGCUUUGAGGUAGAGCGCAAUGAAGAUGAUGGGAGUUUCACUAAGGUUUCAAUUGCCAAGGCCUUGAGGUUUGUUAUGGUGGAAGAGGAAGGGGAACCCCUUAGGGUCAAGGCAAGAGAGAUGAAGCCAAUUUUUGGUAAUAAGGAGCUUAGUGACAUGUACCUGGAUGGGUUUGCCAAUUUUCUCAAGAACAAUAAAUAGAAUAGUUUCCUCUA